Molecule: messenger RNA, 2592 nt
Organism: Oldenlandia corymbosa var. corymbosa
Lineage: Eukaryota; Viridiplantae; Streptophyta; Magnoliopsida; Gentianales; Rubiaceae
Source: the annotation of a GenBank genome assembly
AUGGCACCUAAGGUCAGGGGCAUCAUUGUUAAGUUGGAAGAAAUCAAUCAACAAGCCAGCGGGUUUGGACUGCAACAGAGAAUGAUAGACUCGCGGCUUUCUGCUUCUUCGGCUGGAAGCUCAAUGAAUCGAGAGACCAACUCUGUUGUUGCUCCAAAUGUUGUAGGACGAAAUGGCGAUUUAUCUAGAAUGCUAGAGAUGUUAUUGAGUUCUACUGAAAAGAAAUUCCAAGGCAGAAGACUUUUCAAGAUGAUACUUGAACAGCUAGAGGAAUGUGUUCAACCUGAUACAAGUGAAGAACCUAUAGUCCAAAAAACUCAAAAGCAACUCAAGGGAAGAAGGUAUCUGCUAGUUCUAGACGAUGUAUGGAAUGAAGAUCCGAUGUUAUGUGAUAGUUUUUACGAGUGUUUGGUGGGACUCAGCACAACCAGUGAAAGAAAUUGGUGUCUUGUUACUAGUCGUAGGGUAAGUACCGCAACCAUUAUGGGUACACAUGAUUAUUAUCGGUUAGGGAAACUGUCAGACGUGGAUUGUUGGUCGAUCUUGAUUGAAAAGGUAGCUGCAAAUGGCGAAGUAUUAGGGGAGUUGAUUGCACUGAAGAAGAAACUCGUAUUACGAUGCGCUGGUUUACCACUAGCAGCAAAAGUACUUGGAGAUGACAAGGGCCGCAGAAUUGAAGAACUUGGUUGUUUGCAAGAUCUUCAAGGUAGACUUUCCAUUCGCAAUCUCCAACUGGUAAAUGGUGAAGAGGGAGCUGUACAGGCAAAGUUAUCUAGUAAGCAAAAUUUGAUAGAGUUGGAAUUUCUGUGGGCCAGCAAGGAGGAUCGUGAAGGCAUUCACAAUUUCGAUGAAGAUGUGUUAGCAGGUCUUGAACCUCAUUCAAAUUUGCGACAACUAACAAUUACAAAUUGUAUGGGAGAACACUUUCCUGGAUGGUUUGAGAAUUUAUCAAUGUUAGUCAAAUUAAAGUUGGAAAAUUGUCACAAUUGUGUUGAACUUCCAAUGCUUGGACACCUUCCAUGUCUCGAAGAUCUGACAUUUAUGGCAUUGGAUAGGAUAAGUUGCAUUGGGGCUUCGUUCUAUGGCCUUAAUGAUGGAACAGGCGAAUCCACAAGUAAAAAAAGGAAGAAAUUUGUUGCCCUUCAAAAUCUCAGGUUUUAUUAUAUGCCAAAUUUGGCUGAAUGGGAGGAAGCCAAAGUAGGAGCAGUAGAAGGAGUUGUUGUGUUUCCGGUGCUCGAGAAUUUGACCAUUGUGGGUUGUCCUCAACUGAUCACCACGCCCACUCACUUUCCAAGUCUCAAGAAUUUGUCCAUCUUCAAUAACAGGAAUCCCGUGAUUGCCAAAGACAUCCUUAGCAAUGUUAAGGGCGCGUUUACGCUCAAAAUAGACAAAAUGGAUGGUCUGACCUGUGUUUCUGAUGUUUUUGGUUCAUGUGACGAGAACAAGAGUAAAGAUCUCACAAGUUUAAUUUUAGGCCAUUGUUCCAAUUUGGCGCGUAUACAGAAUAGUGAAAAGCAUCACCACUUCAAGUCUCUUCUGCAAAUUAAAAUCAGUAAUUGCCAAGGGUUGACCAGCAUAACAGGGGAAAUAAUGGAGGGGUGUUCAUCUCUCCAGUCUCUGGAAGUGCAUGACUGCCCGAAUCUGAUAUCGUUUCCGUUGGAUUUUCGACACACUCCUUGUCUGUCAGAUUUCUGGUUACAUGGUUGUCCCAAAUUGUUGGAUCAUAACAGAAAUAUGCCAAGAGGAUUCACUCACCUCUCCAGAUUGCAUGACCUGAGGAUUGGACCCUUUGCAGAUGAUGCUUCAGUGGAAAUGUUUGAUUGGUCAGGUUUGAUAUCAUCUCCCUCAUCCAUACGUAGGACUCUGUGGCUAAUUGGGUUGCCUGAUUUGGAGUCUCCGCUUCAUCGGAUCCAACUCCUGACAUCCUUGUCAAAGUUAACUCUCUCCGAGUUUGGAGCACUACAAGCUUUACCAGAUUGGUUAGGGAGCCUUGUGUCUCUCGAAGAACUCGAAUUAUGGAGUUGUCCGAAGCUGGAGCGUCUGCCCUCCAAAGGUGCCAUGAGCCGGCUUAACAAAUUAAAAGACAUUGGCAUUUAUGGAUGUCCUCUGCCGAGGGAAAGUAUCAGUGAAGAGAGAAGCCCAGGCUGUGAGUGGUCCAAGAUAUCUCAUGUCCCUCGAAUUUUGAUUGACGGAAGAAGAUAUUUCACAUCGGAACCCCACGAGUCGGGCAGAGUCAUAACGCAGCAUUUCUUCUCGAUCACGCCCACAGGUGAAGUAUUGAACAACAUUCGCGUGAGUACCGAGAGGUUUAGAGAAAAACGAGAAGAUGAUAAUCUCCUAGACGAAGAACUUGACAAGCAUUUGGACGAUAUCAUCAAUCAAACACAUGCUGCUUUAACCUUGGGCGCAAAUGAUGAGAUGGAGGUGGAUGAUACCCAAAUCCUGGUUGAUGAAGAUCCAUUUUUUCCCUCACAACCUCCGCCGGGUAAAAAAGCGAAACCGUGGUCAAGAGAUAAGAUUGGAGGAGGAAGAAAGAGAAAGGUCACAAUCCCCUCGGACAUCGCAACAAAGAACCGAGGGUCAACAAAAUGA